AUGCCAAAACAAAUCGUUGCUGCUCUUCAAAUCGGCUCUUGUCCGGGCUCUACUAAGGACACUUUGAAGAAAAUUAUGUCUUAUGAGAAGGAAAUAAAAGACUCUGGUGCCGAGCUGGUUGUCAUUCCAGAAGCUACCCUUGGUGGUUAUCCCAAAGGAUCAAAUUUUGGAGUAUAUCUAGGCUACCGUUUGCAAGAAGGAAGAGAAGAGUUUGCUAGGUAUCUUGCGGAGGCAAUCGAAAUAGGGUCUGGUGAUCAAUAUCCAGAAAUAAGCCAAUUAUGUGCAUUAUCAAAGGCCACUAACGCUUCGCUAUGUGUUGGAUGUAUUGAGCGUGAUGGGACAACGUUGUACUGUACUAUGGUAUUCAUUGAUCCUAGGGCUGGUUACGUUGCGAAACAUCGUAAGUUGGUUCCAACAGCUGGUGAAAGAUUAAUCUGGGGCCAAGGUGACGGUUCAACUUUACCAGUUGUGGACACUGCUGUCGGAAAGAUAGGUGGUGCUAUAUGCUGGGAAAAUAUGAUGCCGUUAUUGAGGUACGCUAUGUAUGCAAAAGGUGUUGAAAUUUGGUGUGCGCCCACUGUGGAUGCUAGACCCAUUUGGAGAACUGUGAUGCAAAACAUCGCUUAUGAAGGUCGCUUGUUUCUGGUAAGUGCAGUACAGUUCAUGCCUGACGCGACCACCAUGGGAUACGGAGAAAUAGUCGACGAAGCUACUGGUAAGAGGAAACUGCCUGGGUGGUCAUCAACUGAUGAGAACUGCAUCAAUGGAGGUAGCGUUAUCAUUGAUCCCUACGGAGAAAUUAUUGCAGGCCCAUUGCUAGGCAAAGAGGGCCUUUUAGCCGCUGAAAUUAACACAGACUUGAUCGCCGAAGCCCGUUUCGAUCUAGACCCAGUGGGUCACUACGCCAGAGGAGACGUCUUCCAGUUAAGCGUUGAUGAAAGAUCCCAGGACGUUAAGUUUACCAAAUAA
Messenger RNA from Saccharomyces eubayanus, 969 nucleotides. It is a transcript of the gene NIT1, whose product is annotated as Nit1p. Gene Ontology annotation, molecular function: catalytic activity. The record is from RefSeq and is a predicted model, not a curated record. NCBI's taxonomy places the organism in Eukaryota, Fungi, Ascomycota, Saccharomycetes, Saccharomycetales, Saccharomycetaceae. Bases 1 to 969 code for a protein of 322 amino acids. The transcript has a single exon.